Rattus norvegicus (Norway rat) is the source of this 1248-nucleotide messenger RNA. Its product is annotated as RIKEN cDNA 4933416I08 gene like. The record is from RefSeq and is a predicted model, not a curated record. NCBI's taxonomy places the organism in Eukaryota, Metazoa, Chordata, Mammalia, Rodentia, Muridae. Gene Ontology annotation, cellular component: cytoplasm.
GUUCUGGAACAAUGCCCACUGGUUACCAAGCUCUCAGGAGAGGCUGUGGAAGGGACUCCUGUUGAGCUGCCAGGGUGCUAAGAUGAGCCUGGCUGUCCGGAGGGCUGCCCAGUAGCCAUCUGGUACCAUUUCCCAGGUUUGAGGGAAGAAAUCAAGAGGUGGCACCAUGGGUGUCACGACAUCCCGGCCUUCGUGCACCUGCUGCAGCUGUUUCUCUGACUGUGGUGCCAGGCGUUUACUCAGGCUGUUGUACUUCUUCCAAUGGAAUAUUCAGUCUGUGGAAAGAGACCGAACACACCUUGAAGGCGAACCAAACACUAAAGUUGUGAAGGGCAUCGUGACCAGUUGCGGGAAUGAUUACGGCUGGAUUGAAGACUGUGUCUUCUUCAGCACUGACGUUGUAAUUGGUGCCAUGCCCCUGCAAGCUGGAGACAAAGUCCUUGCAUAUGUGGAGGAAGACCCAGUCUUGCAUGAAUUGAAAGCCAAAGAAGUUUGUAUUUGUUCAGAAGACAAUGUGCCUAAGGGAGCUGACUCCAAGAUCCAAGAUCUAUCGGCUUGUGUUUCCCAUGUGAAGAACGAUAUCAUCUACAUGGCUGAUGAAUACCACUUCCAUCUAGACAGCAUUACUAAAGCCAUCUUAGGGUUUACGCCUUACGAAGGGGACUGGCUAGAUAUCGAGUACUCUGUGGAGCAAGGAUCUUCAAAAAUCACAGUACACUCAGUGAAGGCCACAAAACGGAGGCGACUGGAAGAGGUGUGUGUGACCAGUAUCCACAGGAGAAAAGGAAUGUUGAACCACACCAUCUUCUUCACCUUCGACUCCCUGCACCUUCCUUUGGGAUACACCCCUCUCGUAGGCCACAUGGUCAACGUGGUGAUGGUUCAGAGCAUCCGGUCCAAUUACAACUGGAGAGCAAUCUCCAUGACCCCAGUUGAACAAGUCGUAGGGGUCACUGGCCCUGGGAAUCUCUCCUCAUUAUUUUCAUGCCAAUAGAGGGUCCCAGUCAACGCAAAUGCUUAAGUUAGGAAUUUUAAAGAACAUGUUAACCAUGAACUUCCAGGUCAAGAGCCCGCCUAGAUCCAACCAGACGGCAAGCAUCAGAGUGGCCAAUGGGCCAUCUUCCUCUACUAGACUGGGAACUUUCUAAUCGUCAUCUUCUGAAGAAUCCCAGAAAACCCCUUGCAGUGAUAGAUAACAAGGACCGAGUUCGUGUUGUUAUUUUUAAUAAAUGAAGUUUUUGAGCAGCA